This is a messenger RNA of Oncorhynchus kisutch (coho salmon), 2941 nucleotides long. RefSeq names its product protocadherin gamma-A11-like. The record is from RefSeq and is a predicted model, not a curated record. Bases 308 to 2770 code for a protein of 820 amino acids. Lineage: Eukaryota; Metazoa; Chordata; Actinopteri; Salmoniformes; Salmonidae. Gene Ontology annotation, cellular component: plasma membrane. The transcript has a single exon. Gene Ontology annotation, biological process: homophilic cell-cell adhesion. Gene Ontology annotation, molecular function: calcium ion binding.
UAUUAUCAUUUGGAAACACUCAGUAUAGUGUUAUUCUCUGUUUUUUAUAGACCUACAUGGGAUUGCAGUUAUGGAAAAGUACUCCAUGUGUCGCUAUUCACCAGCUGAAGCCAUAUCUCCCCAACCAUAUCCUGCUGUAGGCUGUAAGGAAAGGGGGAGACUCAUUUGAAUACAGUGUAGGCUAGCGAAAGAACCCAUCACUUGGUAGAACAUAACACGUAUUGACCCAGUCGCUUUUUUCAUUUUUUCCAACUGAAAAUAUAUUGUUUGAUCACCAUACUAUUGGAAUAAACGUUGGUGUCUGAAAAUGGAAUGCAAGGGAUUAUCGUUCUCUGCCUCAUUGCUCGGCCUGGCUUUGUUUCUUUUCCUGCUGCGCACCAGCUAUGGAGACGUGACCUAUUCUUUUCCGGAGGAGAUGAAACGCGGAUCUAUGAUCGGGAAUAUAGCCAAGGAUCUCGGCCUGGAUCCAAAAGGACUGUACGUCCGUAAAGCUCGCCUCGAAAUGGAUGGUAGCAACACACUGUAUUGUGACAUUAACCUGAGCACUGGCGACCUGAUUGUUGCUGAGAGAAUGGACAGGGAGCAGCUCUGUGGCAGAAGGGUUUCGUGUGUAUUGAAAUAUGAAAUGGUGCUCGAGAAUCCUUUAGAAUUACACCGCGUCGUUCUUCAGAUACAAGAUAUUAAUGACAAUUCACCACAAUUCGCGAACGAUCGCAUUACGCUAGAGAUCAGAGAAUCAGCCGUUAAAGGCGCUCGAUUUGCGGUCCAUCAGGCUCAUGAUGCAGAUAUAGGACUGAACGCUGUUCAAAGCUACACACUACAAAGGAACGACCAUUUUAGUCUGGCCGUUAAUACAAUACCUGGUGGGGGAAAGUAUGGGGAGUUAACGUUAGAAAAAGAGUUAGAUCGAGAACAACAGCAGGAGGUGACUUUAUUACUUACUGCUGUUGAUGGUGGGACUCCGCAGAGAUCUGGUACUGUAGUUAUACACGUCACUGUGCUGGAUGCUAAUGAUAAUGUCCCAGCAUUUAGCCAGAACGUCUAUAAGGUCAGAAUACCUGAAAAUGCACCCCUGGGUACUGUUGUAGUGACCGUGAGCGCCACAGACGUUGACGAGGGACAAAAUGGCGAAGUGGUGUAUAUAUUUGGUCCCAUUUCAGUUGAAUUGAAUGAAUUAUUUUCUCUUGACCCUAAAACGGGUGACAUUAGUUUAUCUGGACAGAUGGACUUCGAAAAGGAGUCCGUUUAUGAAAUUAGCAUACAGGCCCAGGAUAGCUUGGGGUUGACGUCCUUUGCCAACGUUGUCAUCGAGAUUACAGAUGUAAAUGACAAUGCCCCGGUAAUAUCUCUUAAAUCUUUGACCAAUCCCAUCCCUGAGAACGUGUUACCUGGCACAGAGGUGGGGAUUAUUAAUGUACAGGAUAAAGACUCGGAGGGAAAUAGACAGGUCCGAUGCUCCAUUCAACAAAAUGUUCCGUUCAAACUAAACCCCUCAAUCAAAAACUACUAUUCUCUGGUAACAACAGUUGAACUAGAUCGUGAGAUAAUAUCAGAAUAUAACAUAACUAUCAAUGCCACUGACGAGGGGACUCCGCCUUUAUCCUCAUCAAAGAUCAUUCAUUUAUCUGUGUCAGACGUGAAUGACAACCCACCUGUGUUUGAAGAACAAUCCUACAACGCCUACAUGACUGAAAAUAACAAGCCUGGCUCCUCUAUGUGUUCUGUUACUGCCAGAGACCCAGACUGGAGACAGAACGGCACGGUGGUCUAUUCUCUAUUGCCCAGUGAGAUUAAUGGUUUUCCGGUGUCCUCAUUUUUAUCAAUUAACGGAGACACGGGGGUGAUCCAUGCUGUGAGAGCAUUUGAUUAUGAGCAGUUUAGGAGCUUCAAAGUCCACGUUGUAGCCAGAGACAAUGGUUCUCCUCCACUCAGCAGUAACGUGACUGUGAGUGUCUUCAUAACAGAUGAGAAUGAUAACUCUCCCCAGAUAUUAUACCCUGCUCCAGCAGGGAACUCAUUGAUGACUGAGAUGGUCCCUAAAGCUGCUCUGGCGGGGUCUCUAAUUUCCAAGGUGAUAGCUGUGGAUGCUGACUCUGGACAGAACGCGUGGCUUUCAUAUCACAUCGUGAAAUCGACUGAUCCUGGACUUUUCACUAUUGGUCUCCACGGUGGAGAGAUCCGGGCACAUCGGGACAUUUCUGAAUCGGACAGUAUGAAGCAGAACCUUGUUAUAUCAGUGAACGAUAACGGACAGCCCUCUCUCUCUACAACCUGUAAUGUAUAUUUACUCAUAUCAGAUAACUUGGCUGAAGUUCCAGAACUGAAAGACAUGACUUAUGAGGAUAGUUCCAAACUAACUUCCUAUUUGAUCAUUGGUCUGGUCUCUGUUUCCACCUUUUUCCUGACUUUCAUUAUUCUCAUCCUGGCCGUGAGGUUCUGCCGCAGUAGAAAGCCUAGAAUGUUGUUUGAUGGAGCAGUCGCCAUUCCCAGCGCGUAUUUCCCUCCAAACUAUGCAGAGGUGGAUGCAGCUGGAACUCUGCGCAGUUCUUACAAUUAUGAUGCAUACCUGACAACGGGCUCACGCACCAGUGACUUCAAGUUUGUCAGAUCUUACAAUGACAGCACCCUGCCUGCUGAUGUUACACUGAAGAGGAGCCCAGAUAAUGUAUUAGAAGGGAGUAUCAUCACGCUCAACCCUGCAGGAGACUCUGAGGUAACCCAUGCCUUUAUUUUGCAUUUUAUGAGGAUGGUUUGUCCUACGUGGCUUUGAAACGAAAUAAUACUUAUUUGUUUCUUGGCAAUAGCAAACUUCCUAACGUGAAAGGCCCAACGCUAUGUUUUAAUUGCAGGUUGUAUAUUAUAGUGAGCUAAACAGCAUUAGUAUGCUCUUCUAGUGUGAGAGAGUAAGGCGCAACAUGAAGUCAUCUGAAGGGUAUACAGC